CGCCGCCGUCAUGACGGGCCGCGUGUGCCGCGGCUGCGGCGGCACCGACAUCGAGCUGGACGCGGCGCGCGGCGACGCCGUGUGCACCGGCUGCGGGUCGGUGCUGGAGGACAACAUCAUCGUGUCGGAGGUGCAGUUCGUGGAGAACAGCGGCGGCGGCUCGUCGGCCGUGGGCCAGUUCGUGUCGCUGGACGGUGCUGGCAAAACCCCAACGCUGGGCGGCGGCUUCCACGUGAACCUGGGAAAGGAGUCCAGAGCGCAGACCCUGCAGAACGGGAGACGCCAGAUCCACCACCUGGGGAGCCAGCUGCAGCUCAACCAGCACUGCCUGGACACAGCCUUCAACUUCUUCAAGAUGGCCGUGAGCAAGCACUUGACCCGCGGCCGCAGGAUGGCCCACGUGAUCGCGGCCUGCCUCUACCUGGUGUGCCGCACCGAGGGCACCCCACACAUGCUCCUCGACCUCAGCGACCUGCUCCAGGUGAACGUGUAUGUGCUGGGGAAGACCUUCCUCCUCCUGGCAAGAGAGCUGUGCAUCAACGCGCCGGCAAUAGAUCCGUGCCUCUACAUCCCGCGCUUCGCUCACCUGCUGGAGUUUGGGGAGAAGAAUCACGAGGUGUCCAUGACAGCCCUGAGGCUCCUGCAGCGCAUGAAGAGAGACUGGAUGCAUACUGGCCGGCGCCCCUCGGGCCUCUGCGGGGCAGCACUUCUGGUUGCGGCCAGGAUGCACGAUUUCCGGAGAACCGUCAAAGAGGUCAUCAGCGUGGUCAAGGUGUGUGAGUCCACACUGCGCAAGAGGCUGACGGAGUUUGAAGACACGCCAACGAGCCAGCUCACCGUGGACGAGUUCAUGAAGAUCGACCUGGAGGGGGAGUGCGACCCCCCAUCGUACACCGCGGGGCAGCGGAAGCUACGCAUGAAGCAGCUCGAACAGGUCCUGUCCAAGAAACUGGAGGACGUCGAAGGUGAGAUCUCCAGCUAUCAGGACGCCAUCGAGAGCGAGCUGGAGAACAGCCGGCCGAAGGCCAAGGGGGCUCUCGCCAGCCUGACCAGAGACGGCUCCGUGGAGGACUCUGCGUCCAGCUUGUUUGGCGAGGAGGACCCCGAGGACGAGGAGCUGCAGGCCGCCGCCAGCCACCUCAACAAGGACUUCUACCGGGAGCUGCUCGGGGCCGGCGUCUCCUCCAGCUCUGGGGAGGCAGGAGGCCCCGAGGGGGGCAGCCGACCCCCCGCCCUGGAGUCCCUGCUCGGCCCCCUGCCCACGGCGGCCAGCCUGGGCAUCUCGGACUCCAUCCGGGAGUGCAUCUCCUCCCAGAGCCAGGAGCCCAGCGGUGCGCGUGGGGACGGCGAGCUGGACCUCAGCGGCAUCGACGACGUGGAGAUUGACAGGUACAUCCUGGACGAGGCGGAAGCCCGCGUGAAGGCCGAGCUGUGGAUGCGGGAGAACGCCGAGUACCUGCGGGAGCAGAGGGAGAAGGAGGCGAGAAUCGCGAAGGAGAAGGAACUGGGGAUCUACAAGGAGCACAAGCCCAAGAAGUCUUGUAAGCGACGGGAGCCCAUCCAGGCCAGCACAGCUGGGGAAGCCAUCGAAAAGAUGUUGGAGCAGAAGAAGAUCUCCAGCAAGAUCAACUACAGCGUGCUCCAGGACCUCAACAGCAAGGGCGGGGGCAGCCUGCGUGGGGGCGACGCGCAGCCCCAGGAGCGGGCCGGCGCCCGGAAGCUGUCUCGGAGGAAGACGCCCGCAGGCAGGAGCGGGGCUGACCCCGUGAGCAGCGUGGGGAAGAGGUUGCGGCCGAUGGUGUCCGCCCAGCCGGCCAAGAGGGCAGCUGUGGGGGAGACCUUGCUCCCGAGCUCGCCCAGCCUGGGAGCCGAGCCCGUCAGGCCCACAGCGGUGGUGGAGAGUGGGCCUGUGUCCUACCCCCCCGAGGAGGACCCCGACGAGGAGGACCCCGACGAGGAGGACGGGGAGCCGUGCGUCAGCGCCCUGCAGAUGAUGGGCAGCAGCGAUUACGGCUGUGACGGCGAGGAAGACGAUGGCUACUGAGCCGCAGCCCCGCAGCCCCCACCACGGCAGCUCCGCACCUCCGUGGCACUUGCUGCCGGGACCCCGUCUGGAGCACCGUGAGGGGCAUUUGCCCGGCAAGGGGACUGGGCCGGUGUCUGCGCGUCUGGUCCGAUGUGGGUCUUACGGCCCAGGAACCUUGGCAGGCGGCACCGUCCUGCCCCACGGGAGGACACUGAGGCAUGAGGAGGCCCACUGUGGGGAGUGAGUGCCGGACUCACUGCCCCUGCGGAGCUGGGCGCCUCGGCCCCCCCUCCCCGGGCUGAGCAGGGCCGCACCCAGCCCUCCCGCCGCGAGUCUCCAGCCGGACCGGCCUCUCCGGCACCGGGCAUGGCCCAGACGCCGGCGACCUGAGCCAGCAGUGCUCUCCGCAGACGAGGGACCGUCUGUGCCCAGAGGCCGUGGGGGUGCCCUGUGCAGCCUGUGCGGCUGGCCUGACCCUGCUCCGAGCCGGAGUCAGGAGAGCGGGGUCUUGUUUGAGCGGGGCCUGGCUCAGGGUCUGUAGACGGAUGGCCGACCGAGCGUCCUGGCCACACCACUGCCCUCCCGUCCAGCUAGGGGCCCAGCCCCGCCACUGGAGGGCCCAGGGACCACUCUGAGGGCCUCGGUGUGGGCAUCGCUGUUCUGGACAUGGCCAGGGAAGCAGGGCAGGAACUCUUGGCCCUCGAGGCCACAGCCUCGGCCCCACUGACGGCAGCCAAGCCAGGCCAUAUCGCCUGCCCAGGGCUCAGCGCUCUGUGUCCAGGCUGGAGUGUGGGCGAGUCUGCAGCAGGGAACCUUGAGGUCCUGGGCUGCACCCGUCCUGGGCACUUGAGAGUCAGGGCGGGCUGUGUGGUCGGUGGGACAGGAAGACCUACCUGAACAGACACCUGCUGAAGCUGUGGCCUGUGCUUCCCCGCCGGGCUCCGUGGCCGGCCCCGGAAGAGGGAGGCCACAGCAGGGCACCUGGCCCGUGGGGGUGGGAGAGGCACGUAGCAGGCCCCUGGCCCCGUUGUCAGAAGCACGGUGGGGACGUGGCUCGGGCUUCAUCCUCAGCCUCCUCGUGUCCACCCCCGUAAGAAGUGCCUGAGCCUGUGGCGUGGGCUGUCCCAGCCGAGGCCCCUCAUGGGAGGGAGGACUGGGCCGCAGCGGCUCUUCAGGGAGCCCCAGGCACUGGCCGUCUGGCUCUGGGGUGUUCACUGUGCCGUUCGGGGACAGGACCCCCAUGUGGAGGGGUAGCUGUGGCUUUGGAGGUGACCAGGUCGCCUUCUGGGACCCGGGGCCGCCGGUGCAGCAUGGUGUACGUGGCAGGCUUCGAGACCGGGCUCAGUGAGGGGGAGGCGCCUCCGCUGGGAACCGGGGCCAGAGCGGGUGUCCGGGCAGAGGCUAGUGGGAAAGCUGCACCUGCAAAGCAGGGGAGGGAGGGGGUCCCACGGGGCGUCGGCAGGGGAAGGGGUUUGAGAGAAGAGGCAGGCGCUCAGGGUGGCCGAUGGGGCCAAGGCCCGGAAGCGAGGGGACUUCAUGGGGAGGAGGCCCGGGGAGGCUGGAUGGGCAGGUGGGUCUCUUGGCACGUGAGGUCUGGGGGCGGAUGGCAGCGAGCGGGAGUCUGGCUGAAGCAGGAAGGGUCAAGGCUCCUACAUGGCUUGGAGAGGGGUCAGGGAAGAAGGGCUAGUGAGAAGGACUGUCCCCCGAGAGGGUGUGGUGUGGAGGGGCAUGUGGGUGGGAGGGCAUGUGGGGUAUUCAUGGUUUGGUGGUCAAGGUGCUGGUCAGGGGGAGGCCCAGGCUAGCAGCCGGUAGGGUCCCUCUGGGCCGCGGCCCGUACCCUUGUGCCGGCCACCACGGCCACAUGUGUGGGCUUGAGGGGGACACGCAGGCCUGUCUGCGCCUUCCCACAUCUGCGGUUACGGGCUGCCGCAGUUGGGACAGGACUUCAGGCCCCCACUUCACCUGCUGACCUGUGUUCUUGCGGGGUGGGCGGCAGGAAUGGGCACCCUAGAGGCUUGGAGAGCCUGGGCGCCCGGGCCAGGGAGAGGGCCAGGGCCUUUGGGAGCCCUCGGUCCAGGGUCCAAGGGUCAGCGUCCCUGAGAUGCUCCGAGGGCCAGGGGCCUGACUCAGGCCGGGUCCAGCCCCAAGGAGGAGCAUCGGGCAGCGGCCGGAGCACACGUCCCCCCCACUGCACGCCAUUGCCCGCGGGUGAGGCUGCUUCCAGCCUGGGCUCCGCGGCCCUCCCUGCGGGCUUGGACGGCACCACGGGAGGCCAGAGGGCACAGGCGCUGGCGUGGAGGGGGCCUCCCUGGGCCGCAUCUUGACAGCCAGCCCCCUCCUGGGUGCCGAGGCCUGGCCAGCGACCACAGGCUCGUCCUGAGAGGGGCACACGGCAGAGCCAGGGGAGGUGGUGAGGGGGUUCUCAGAGCCCUGGACACCUGUCUGUGUUGACCGUCUGAGGAACCCAUGUCUGCCCGCUGGCAUGCCCGUGCCCAUCCCCAAGCCUGCGGAGCUGGAACCCGAGGCCAGCACACAAGCGAGGCUGGGGUCCUUGUGUGGGGGUCCCAGGCAGCAAGCAGGCACAUCCAGCCCCGUGGGCCAGCGGGUCCCCUCCCCGUGUCAUGUAGGGAGGGCUCGCGUGCUGGUGGAACGGGACGGAGGAACCAGCGCCAGCCUGGGCGGAGGGCAGCGCGCCAGGACACACCUGUCCCCGCGCAGCCGUGCAUGUCCCCACAUGUGCUGCCCUCGUGCAUGCGUGUGCCGCUCCCUGCGUCACACGCGUGUGUCACACACACCGUCUGCAGCUACCGGACCCCUCCUUUCUGGGUGCCAGGCCCCGGCAGGCAGGUGGGCUGCAGUGGGGCUGUGGCCAGAUGAGGCCUGCUCCCCAGAGAGGAGGGCCACCCAAGACCCAGGGCUCGCGUCUGCGUGCAGCACCCGCUGGUCGCCCAUCCCGCCCCAAGCCGUGGGGCCUAUACCCUCCUAUCCCCCGAGCCCUGGGGUUGGAACCACAGUUACCCUCUGACAGGGCUGCAGCGGGCAGCUGGGCCAUGGCUCCUCCGAGGAUGGGGCCAGGUCUGUGACGGCACCCAGCCCACCAGCACACUGGCUGGUGCCUCCUUGGCCCUUCCGGGGUGUCCCGGGCAGGCAGCGGGGCCCGGAGGGCGGGGAGAGCUGGGCAGGAGGGAGGCUGGGAGGAGUGCUCUCUGCGUCCACUUCUCCAGAGCUGUCCCUGGUGACUGACAUCUGUGCAGUGGCUCCAAAAGGCCUCCCUCCCACACCUGCCCGGCCUGCUGGCCACUGUCACCAGUAACCAUGGGCACGCCAGCCUGCUCAUUCUCCAGCCUCGUGUGUACUGGGCCCACACAACCCGCCCCCCGCCAGGUGCCCUCCUCCGGCCCCACGGUGGCUUCCGGCUGGGUCACAGCCCCGAGCAGGAGGCGGGACUGGCGGCCGUCCGUGGGUACCAGCGCCGCCCAAGGGCAGUGGGCUCUGGGGAGGAGGGGCGGGGGUUGGGCAUCCCCCAGGGACUGAGGUCCCCGGGGCAGUGUCUGCUCUGUCCGGGGCUGCCUCCAAUGCACAGCUCAGGGAACCCAGCGGGAGCCCCAUGGGGUCUGCUGGGGUGAGCACCUCCCCUUGGCCGUCCCGGAACUGCGCAGCAACACCUCUGUCUGCUGCCUUCUCCUACCAGGGUCACAGUGUCCCCCUCCGUCCACCUCUGGGAGGCUGCAGCCCUGACAGACUGCGUGGUGGGGAGGCGCUGGCAGGUCCAAGGCCGGCAGUGCGGGGUGGCCGUUGCGGGUAUGGGUGCCCAGUCCUUUGUUGAUGCAGAUGGGGCCUGGGAAGAGUGUCGGGCGCCUGGGCCCCCCAAGGCUGCGGACAGCCCAGCCGGACUCUUAGGGACUUCCACUGCAGAGCACACAUGCAACCGCUAGGGGACAGGGGCCCGGCCAUCUGUCCUGGGCCUUUGCUCAGCUUCCCUGCCCCCUGGCGGCCACUUGCGCACUGUUGGGCGCCACCCUUGGGAACGCUGUGUUCCCCGAGUAAUAAAGACUAGAAGCCUCAAA
This is a messenger RNA of Neogale vison (American mink), 6093 nucleotides long. RefSeq names its product BRF1 RNA polymerase III transcription initiation factor subunit (gene BRF1). Gene Ontology annotation, cellular component: transcription preinitiation complex; nucleus; transcription factor TFIIIB complex. Gene Ontology annotation, molecular function: RNA polymerase III type 3 promoter sequence-specific DNA binding; RNA polymerase III general transcription initiation factor activity; TBP-class protein binding. Gene Ontology annotation, biological process: transcription preinitiation complex assembly; transcription by RNA polymerase III; DNA-templated transcription initiation. The coding region runs from base 11 to 2044 and encodes 677 amino acids. The record is from RefSeq and is a predicted model, not a curated record. NCBI's taxonomy places the organism in Eukaryota, Metazoa, Chordata, Mammalia, Carnivora, Mustelidae. The transcript is spliced from 18 exons.